This is a messenger RNA of Portunus trituberculatus (swimming crab), 1660 nucleotides long. RefSeq names its product actin, clone 302-like. NCBI's taxonomy places the organism in Eukaryota, Metazoa, Arthropoda, Malacostraca, Decapoda, Portunidae. The record is from RefSeq and is a predicted model, not a curated record. The transcript is spliced from 3 exons. Bases 156 to 1262 code for a protein of 368 amino acids.
CGGUAUCGCCCACUACUUGCACGGAGAUAAGGCGGUGAGUGAUAAGACAGGAGCGGGAAAACGUUGUAGGUGGGAGUACAGUAAACGCCACAAUCCUUGCUCUCAGACACCAGCUCUAACACCUUCACCGGUAUUUUACUAAGCACACCACCAACAUGAGUGACGAAAAUAAGGCAGCCUUGGUGAUGGACAAUGGUUCCCACUUGAGCAAAACAGGUUUCUCCGGGGACGACACCCCCCACGCCAUCUUCCCCACUAUUGUCGGUAAUUGCCGCUUGAAGGGAGAUGCAUACGUGGGUGAGAAGGCGCGGAGCAAGCAAGGCAACCUCAUCCUGAAACACCCCAUCGAGCACGGUAUUGUCACCAACUGGGACGACAUGGAGAAGAUCUGGCACCACACUUUCUACAAUGAGCUCCGUGUGGUCCCAGAGGAGCACCCAGUCCUGCUGACGGAGGCCCCUGGUAAUCCCAAAUCCAACCGCGAGAAGAUGGCCCAGAUCAUGUUCGAAAUGUUUAAUGUUCCCGGCUUGAACGCCUGUAUUCCAGCCGUGCUGUCCCUUUACGCAGCAGGCCUCACCACUGGCGUGGCACUUGACUCUGGUGACGGCGUUACACACACCGUUCCCAUUUAUGAGGGUUUUCCUGUUCGGAAUGCCAUCCAGCGCCUAGACAUGGCUGGUCUUUAUCUCACUGACUACCUGCUAACCAUUCUGACAGAGAGAGGUUACCCUUUUGCUACCACUUCAGACCGGGACAUUGUGCGUGACAUCAAGGAGAAGCUGUGCUACGUUGCCCUUAACUUCGAAGAGGAAAUGGCCAGAUCAGAGCAGUCUACCCCUCUGGAGAAGACUUACGAGCUUCCUGACGGCCAGGUCAUCACCAUCGGCAACGAGAGGUUCCGCUGUCCCGAGGCUCUCUUCCACCCUUCCUUCAUGGAUUUGGAAAAAGUUGGUAUACAAGAAACCUUAUACAACUCCAUCAUGAAGUGUGACAUGGACAUCCGUAAGAACCUCUACGCCAAAAUCGUGUUAUCUGGAGGCAACACCACUUGUCCUGGCUUUGCUGAGAGAAUGGAGAAGGAAAUCACUACACUAGCGCCGUCAUCUAUGCAAAUUAAGAUCAUUGCACCGCCAGAACGCGGAUAUUCAGUCUGGAUCGGGGGGUCCAUCCUGGCCUCACUUUCCACCUUCAAGCAGAUGUUGAUCACUAAACAAGAGUACGACGAAUGUGGACCCUCAAUUGUCCACAAGAAGUUCUUUUAGAAUGAUAAAAACAUAUAAUUAACUAAGAAAAAAAAAAAUGUACGAUGCUGGACAUCUGUAUCCUUCUUUACGUUGAUGUUUGUUUAUUACAGUAAUUACAGUUAAUAGACUGAAUAUGAAUGCGGGCCAAAGGGAAGGAUCUGUGUCACUUGAUCAGUUGAUACUGUUGUGAUUUAGUUCUAACGCUGAUUCAUGUAUUGGAUAUGAUGUGUAUUGUAAGGUGUUCAGUAUCACGAGAUUUCUUGACAUGCAGGCUUCUGACGCGUACGACAUUUUUGUAAUUUAUUUUUCUAAGACAGUUACGGAACUUCCUACUGUGGCUUUUGUACUUAAUGAUGAGUGGGGUUGAGAUUAUUCAAAUAAGAUGAAUCAAUGAGAAAUAAUAAACUCAAACUAUG